CUUGUUUGGAGCUUCCCCAAUUGUGGUCUGCCUGCUUCGCCUCUUCCCUUUCUUUCUACAGGCAACACCAUUUUUCCGAUAUCAUCUGCGGGUGUCCUCGUUAUUUUCUUCAUCUCUCUCAGAUAUACCCAACAUGUCGGAGGAGGACAAGACUUCAACUCCUAGCAAGCCCUCGGCUGCAGUUGCGCCGAACAGCCCUCGCGCUGAGUCGCCCACUACUGCACGACCUCUAGAUUUUGACGAUGAACCGCAAGAGUCUGGCAUCAUUUCAAGUGGUAAUAAUGCACCCUCGGCACAGCAGGCUCAGCAAACUGCCACCGACACACCCCCGGCUGCCCCGCCGAAGCCGCCGCGGCCCUUGAGCCCCCGAGAACAGUCGGUGAAUACACUGAAGGAGGCAUUCCCAACAGUUGAGCUUGCAGUAGUCAAGGCUGUCUUGAAUGCUAGCAAUUGGAAUGUCGAGCGCGCAUUCAACGCCUUGUUGGGCAUGACCGAUCCCACCGCUCAGGAGGAUAUGGUUCCACCCCCCAAACCUCCUCGUCCCACUCAGUCCGCAACCUCUACCACACAGCGACAACUCGAAGCCGAUGAGCAAUAUGCGCGCCAAUUGGCUGAGCACUACAAUGCCCCUGGUGGACGCAGGGGUCCAGCCCCAGGAUGGGAGAAUGACCCUCGGUAUCGCCAGCCCCGGGGGAGUGAGGAUUCGGAAGACAAGGAAUACAAUUUCUUCGAAGAUGAUCUACCGGUAAUCCGCGAGAACUUUAAGAAGGGAUUCUUGGAGACACAGACAAAGGUAAACUCGUGGUUCGGAAAUCUGAAGAAGCAAUUGAAUGGGGAUGAGGAAGAGGAGGAGGAACGUGCACACUCCAGCCAGCGCUAUGAGCAGCAGACCUCAGCGUAUGGCCGCCCACGGCGAAGCGGCGAGCUGGGCCGCCGUAGUGGGGAUCGUGAGCGUUAUGAUGCAGACCCCCAAGUGCUGAGUGAUGAUUUCUCGGCGCUUGAGCUGAGGGAUGGCGAAGUCCCUCCCCCACGCCCUCCUCGUCCUGGCAGCACCGGCCUCAAGAAGACUGCAUCGCCCUCGUCAGGUAGGAGGGUUUCCUUCCAAGACGGCCCUCCCACAGAGAUCGACAACCUCUACGACGCCACUCCGAACAAGCGCAAUGCUCCAGCCAGCGGCAAGUCCAGCAAAUGGCAGCCCUUGGCCACAGUCGAGCCCUCCCCAGUAGCCGAGAACGACCCAUUCAGUCUCGGUGACAGCGAUGACGAGAAGGACAUCAAGACCAAAGAGCAGACCACCGUCCCUGAGAGCGAGCAGCUCAAGAAGGCGACCGCUGAGGCGAUGUCCGGCGAGCUUGGGGCAUCCACGGAUGACAAGAAGCCGGGAGAUUCGUCCAAGUGAAUCAGGUGGACGAACUAUUCCUUGUUGUUCUCUUUCACGAUGUCUUUACUGUAUCUGUAAUAGUCGCUUUUCGUGCCCAGAAAUUCCCCCUCGAGUUACACUCACAAUUCCAGCCUGUCCUGCUUAAUUUCCAUAUACUCCAGCAUCCGCAUAGUACUAUGCUUCAACUCAAUCUACGUAAAACACAUGCC
Messenger RNA from Penicillium brasilianum, 1590 nucleotides. NCBI's taxonomy places the organism in Eukaryota, Fungi, Ascomycota, Eurotiomycetes, Eurotiales, Aspergillaceae. The record is from the annotation of a GenBank genome assembly.